Heterostelium album PN500 is the source of this 858-nucleotide messenger RNA. RefSeq lists its product as uncharacterized. Lineage: Eukaryota; Evosea; Eumycetozoa; Acytosteliales; Acytosteliaceae. The transcript has 4 exons. Gene Ontology annotation, molecular function: terpene synthase activity. The record is from RefSeq and is a predicted model, not a curated record. The coding region runs from base 1 to 858 and encodes 285 amino acids.
AUGAUUGAAAAGAUUGAUAAAUUCUGUUUUGACAAAGAGAAUAGAGAGAAAUAUCUAGAUGUCAUCGAUAAUGUCUCCAGUUUUGCUCGUCACAUGUGGCCUACCCUUGAUCCAAGUCAAUUAUCUUUGGGUGCCCAAUACAUGUUUGUUGCAAUUAUUUUCGAUGACUUUAUAGAAACUUGUGAAAGGAAAAUAGAAGACAACCCAACUCCUCUUGAAAAUCUUGCAAUGGAUUUAAAUCAGAGCUUAACAAACGUAGCUGGUACCCAACACUCUAUGAAUCUAUUAAAGACUGCUAUUUUAGAUUUUAUCGAUAACGUUAUUCCAUUUGAAAAUAUGAAGUCUCUAGAAGGUGAUAUAAAUAUGGAUUUAUAUUACUUAUUAAGAGGAGAUAAUGUUGGAAUAAGAUCACAUUUCCGAUUUAGUUUGAUUUUCGUAGUAAAAAGAUUGAAUUCCGAAAUUAUGUCUGACCCUCUUUGGAAGUAUCUUGUCGACAAUAUUGGAAACAUAUGUGCAAUCUUCAAUGACAUCACCUCAUAUGAAAAAGAACUUCGAGAAAAUGAUGUCCGAAUGAAUAGUUUUCAUUUUAUUAAAACCCAACAUAAUAUGUGUUUUGAGGAGUGUAUGGAGUACUGUGAAAAGGAAAUUGAUUAUUGUUAUGAUCAAUAUUUUAUGCAUGAAAAAUUGAUAAUUCAAAAGAUUGUCCCAACUCUCAAAGAUAAAGAAGAGGUCGAAGAGUUCUAUAAGGUUAUUGAACAACUUCAUAAUAUCACUUCCUCAGUAAUAGCUUGGGCUUUAGAAUCAACAAGAUUUAAAUCAAAAAACUCCAUGUUUGUAGAACUCCAACUAUCUGAUUAA